UCCAAAGCGGCUGAGUGACAAGGCCGUGGGCGCCAGAGGGCGCCGCAGGGUUCCAAAGCCAAAACCCGAAGGAAGGCUUUACGCUAGGACCUCGGGGAAACCUGGAAGAAGGCGAUUUUGAUCGGCUUUGUCUCCGCCCCCUAACGCCGGCAGUCUUUCAACAAUGUAGCCAACCACCGGUCUCCACAUCCAGUUACGUCACCUUAGGACGCCCCCGCUCCCCAAAGUCCCCCACAGGGUUCUUGUUGGGGCUGUCCAUGAGACCGCCUUGUUGGAAACACUCAGAAUUGGGCCUUUUCCCGUGGAAGCCUGAGGUUCUCCGGCCUGCGAGAAAGGCAUCGAGGCCUGGAGGCGCGCCUUCCUCGAGGAAGUAUGUCGAGAGACCCCGCAGGCACUUCCGCCGCCGCCUCCCGGAUCUGGCAUCUGCGAAGAUAGCCUCAGGGCCUUGCGGCGCCGGCGGUCGCAGGCAGCCCCUAUGAGGGCCCCGUCGCCGGUGUGCGAUGUCCGGCUGGAGCUGCCGCUGCCCGCGCCUCCGCCGCCGUCAUCUCUGGGGACUCUGAGCGAGGCUCGCGCCGGUCCGGCCCCGCGCCUCAUGGCCGCCAGCGGCGCCCUGGUGCCCGAUCGGCUGCGCUUACCGCUCUGCUUCUUCGGCGUCUUCAUCUGCUAUUUCUAUUACGGGAUCCUGCAGGAGAAGAUCACCAGGGGAAAAUAUGGGGAGGGUGCCAAACAAGAGAAGUUCACAUUUGCCUUAACCUUGGUCUUCAUCCAGUGUGUGAUCAAUGCAGUAUUUGCCAAGAUCUUGAUCCAGUUUUUUGACACUGCCAGGGUGGAUCGGACCAGGAGCUGGCUCUAUGCAGCCUGCUCUCUCUCUUAUCUGGGUGCCAUGGUCUCCAGCAACUCUGCAUUACAGUUUGUCAACUACCCAACUCAGGUCCUUGGCAAAUCCUGUAAACCUAUUCCAGUUAUGCUCCUUGGAGUGACCCUCCUGAAGAAGAAAUACCCAGUGGCUAAAUACCUCUGUGUACUCUUGAUAGUGGCUGGAGUGGCCCUCUUCAUGUACAAGCCCAAAAAGGGGGUUGGAGCUGAUGAGCAUUUGGUUGGCUAUGGAGAACUACUUCUGCUGCUGUCUCUGACACUGGAUGGACUGACAGGUGUCUCCCAGGAUCACAUGCGAGCUCAUUACCAAACAGGCUCUAACCACAUGAUGCUGAACAUAAACCUCUGGUCCACAUUGCUCUUGGGAGCUGGAAUCCUGUUCACUGGGGAAUUCUGGGAUUUCCUUGGCUUUGCCGAACGAUAUCCCAGUGUCCUUUACAACAUCCUUCUGUUUGGUCUAACCAGCGCCCUGGGUCAGAGCUUCAUCUUCAUGACGGUUGUGUACUUUGGCCCUCUGACAUGCUCCAUCAUUACCACAACUCGCAAGUUCUUCACUAUCCUGGCGUCUGUGAUCCUCUUUGCCAACCCUAUCAGCUCCAUGCAGUGGGUGGGCACUGUGCUGGUGUUCAUGGGUCUUGGCCUAGAUGCCAAGUUUGGUAAAGGUUCCAAGAAGACAUCCCUCUAGUAAAAUCAAGGAUUCACUCCAAGGCCAUUUAACUUAUUUUCUCGAAUCUUUGUCUCCCUGAGAACUGGACUCAAGAAGGGGAGAUGAGCAGAUUCUGUUGUUGUUUGAGUUUUUUUGUUUGUUUGUUUUUUAAGAAAGAAAUCAUAGGUUCUAAAAAAGUCAUAUUGUUGCUUGGGUUUCAUUUUCAUUUUUGUAUUUUCUUAUAGGAAUGAAUAAUGACUUGUUUGUGAUAAGAUGGGGGGGCGGGGCAAUAAUAUGGCCUUCCUCAAUAAAAAGAAGAGGGAGAGUUUAA
This is a messenger RNA of Sarcophilus harrisii (Tasmanian devil), 1853 nucleotides long. It is a transcript of the gene SLC35B1, whose product is annotated as solute carrier family 35 member B1. The transcript has 9 exons. The record is from RefSeq and is a predicted model, not a curated record. Gene Ontology annotation, molecular function: UDP-glucose transmembrane transporter activity; UDP-galactose transmembrane transporter activity. Bases 476 to 1561 code for a protein of 361 amino acids. Gene Ontology annotation, biological process: UDP-galactose transmembrane transport. Lineage: Eukaryota; Metazoa; Chordata; Mammalia; Dasyuromorphia; Dasyuridae. Gene Ontology annotation, cellular component: Golgi membrane; endoplasmic reticulum membrane.